AUGGAGAGGGCACGCAAGGCUAGGGAGUUUCAUGAGAAACGCAGAAGACACUAUAAUGAGAUGCAGAUGGUUCGAGCACUCCGUGAACAAGGGCGGCUAGAGGCCUCUGAGGAGGAUGAGGACGACGACGAGUUGGAUAGUAACUCUGCUGAGAGAAAUGGAAAUCGUAAGGAGAAUUGUCGACGAUGA
Messenger RNA from Perkinsus marinus ATCC 50983, 189 nucleotides. RefSeq lists its product as hypothetical. NCBI's taxonomy places the organism in Eukaryota, Perkinsozoa, Perkinsida, Perkinsidae. The record is from RefSeq and is a predicted model, not a curated record. The transcript is spliced from 2 exons. The coding region runs from base 1 to 189 and encodes 62 amino acids. Gene Ontology annotation, molecular function: protein phosphatase inhibitor activity. Gene Ontology annotation, biological process: regulation of signal transduction.